Cottoperca gobio is the source of this 3134-nucleotide messenger RNA. RefSeq names its product saxiphilin (gene sxph). Lineage: Eukaryota; Metazoa; Chordata; Actinopteri; Perciformes; Bovichtidae. Gene Ontology annotation, biological process: iron ion transport. The record is from RefSeq and is a predicted model, not a curated record. The transcript is spliced from 17 exons. Gene Ontology annotation, cellular component: early endosome; recycling endosome; plasma membrane. Bases 16 to 2202 code for a protein of 728 amino acids.
CUGCAUCAGGGCAGAAUGCGAGGACUUUAUGCCAUUUUAGUCUUUUUCAUCUUUGUCUGCUGCAUCAGAGCUAAGAAGAUGCGGUGGUGCACAGUGUCAGAUCCUGAACAGAAGAAGUGUGCAGAACUCGCCAAAGCUCUGGUGGCAGUGCUGCCGCCAGCUGCUGUGGCAGCUUUCGCCAGACUCUCGUGCAUACGAGCGUCCAGCACGACGGACUGCAUCGAUAGGAUCAGGGCAAACCGUGCUGACAUAGUGACGUUAGAUGCAGGAGAAGUUUAUUCUGCUGUGAAGCAGUUUGGCCUUGUUGCCAUCGCCAAGGAGAUAUACAGGGACGGAGGCUGUAUUCUGUCUGUGGCUGUGGUGACAAACAGCAGUCUGGACAUACGAUCCCUGAAGGGCCACAGGAGCUGUCACAGCGGGAUUCGAUGGACGGCCGGAUGGAGUCUUCCUCUCGGCUUCCUGCUCUCCCGCAACUACCUAAGCUGGUCAAAGGAGCAGCCACUGAGUCAGGACGUCAGUACCUUUUUCAGUGCCAGCUGUGUUCCCGGAGCUGCUGCCAUGGCACCACAUCUGUGCGCUCUGUGCCAAGGCCAGAAGUCCUUCAUUCGCCAGAAGAAUUACCACUGUGAAACGUCCCACAGUGAGCCCUUCUACAAUAGCCAAGGGGCCCUCAGAUGUCUCAGGAGUGGGGCAGGAGAUGUUGCAUUUGUGGACCAUUUAGCUCUUGAAAGUAUUGAAGACAGUGAUAGCGAUAAAUUCAGGCUGCUGUGCACAAAUGGCACACAAGCUCCCCUCAGCCACUACAGGAACUGUAAUCUGGGACGGGGGCCAGGAGGCGGCAUGGUCACCAGAUUAAACUUUCGCAAGACCGCUCGCAAAUUUCUAGUGACGUUGCAGAUGCUGUUUGGCCAACGUGGAAGAGAGAGGCAGCGCUUCCAACUCUUCAACUCGUCUUCUUUUGGAGAAAACGACCUUCUCUUCAAAGAUGUGACGUACAAACUCGCUGUUCUGCCAGACGACAUAGAUGUCAGUCAAGUGCUGGGGCUGGAUUAUGUGGCACUCCUCAAAGGUCUUGGACAUGAAGGAAGUUCACUGGAGGACAGUGUUGUGCGAUGGUGCUGUAUCAGCCAUGCAGAGCAGAAGAAAUGUGAGCAGUGGGCUCUCAGUAUAAAGUCAGACCCUCUGGUGUGCGUCAGAGCGGUCUCAAUGCGCGACUGUAUCGAGAAAAUUAAGAGGGACGAGGUGGACGCCGUCUCGCUGGAUGCAACUCACUCUUUCAUCGCAGGAAAAUGUGGUCUCGCCCCCGUAGUUACAGAAUAUUAUGGAGGGAAAUGUGUGCCUGCUGAUGGGUCGACCCACUUGGAGAUGGACGUGUUGCCCUCAGUGGUGGGUGUGGCGGUGGCAAAGCGCUCCAGCAGAAGCGUCUUCAUCGGGAACCUCGGAGGCCGGCGCUCCUGUCACGGUCACAUGUACAGCCCGGCCGGCUGGCUGCUGCCAUACAGACACACGUUAAGCCUGGGGCACAACAGCAGCUCCCCCUGUGAUCCAGACCAAGUGUACAACGACGUGUUUUGGAAAGGCUGCCUUCCUGGCUCUCAGGGGAAUCUGUGUAAAGUGUGUCUGGGAGGCUCAGGGGAGGCUGCCACCAAACGCUGCGCUGACAACCACAAUGAGCGUUACUAUGGCAACAUGGGGGCACUAAGGUGUCUGGUCGGAGAUCCCAGUGGUAAAAGCUACGGUGACGUGGCCUUCCUCGAGCAGCACACCCUUCUUUCCAACAUCCUCAGUUUGAGUUCCAGCGGUUGGGCAGAGGGGUGGACGUCAUCAGACUACGAGCUGCUGUGUGGGGAUGGUCGUCGAGCCCCGUUGUCCGAGUGGGAGAGCUGCAACCUCGGAGUCAUCCCACCGAACACCAUCAUGACACGGCCGGUGCUCACGGCGCGAGUGUACGACUUCCUCAUGAAGUCACAGGAAACUUUGGCAGCCAACCCAAACGCAGAGUUCAAGCUCUUUGAGUCUCAACAGUAUGGAGAAAGUGAUCUGCUGUUCAAAGAUGCAACUCAGUGUUUUGUCCACACAAGCCACAUGGACCCCCGCUCCAUCCUCGGAGAGGAGUUUUACAGUCAGGCGGAAACGGCCUUCAACUGCACACACUCUGAUAUCUUGGAGUUUUGUAAUCAGGACGUGUGCAGCAUAUUCUAAUGGACACACAGGAGGAAACGUUACAUUUCUCUGUGCUGCUCGGUGGAUCAACCCUUCAUCGCUGGUAUCAUCCUGUUCACAGCCGAGAUUAAAGUCAAAACUCUGCUGCCUGGCUGAAGUGAUGAACAACAACAACAUUUUUCUUUGGUCAUUUCUAUUAAUAAACGUGUUAAAGGACAGAGAAAAACCUUCAGCAACUUUCAGAUGCCGUUAUAACAUAAAAUGUUGUGUUAUGUAUAAUCUGUGUGUCUUUCAAAAAUACAAAACACAUCUUUGUAUGUGUAUGCCUGGAAACGAUCAGAAUAAAGAUUUGAAGAAUUAGAAGUAGGAAGAAAUAAAAAUACAGGCAAGUACGGCAAAAGUCAAGAACAUACACAUAGAAUAGAAAAUAACGCUUACAAAUAUGAGAAAAUAUACUGUAAAAAUACUAUAACAAAUAUGUUCAAUAAGAGUUUAGUGCUGGAUGUUUACACAGCAAAGUGCAAACAUCAAGCCUCACACUAAUACCAAAAGACAUGACUACACUUAUAAAUAUAUGGGUGUAAAAUCAAUGUGUGUUACAUGUAUUUGUUCAUACAUAGAUAUAUGUGGCUGCCAUUUUUAAGCAAUUCUUAUUACUGUUGUACACUAGUCUUAAAGCAGCUCUGAAAUAUAUGGCUCCUGGUCAUUUUUACACAUAUUUUAUUAAGAUCCUCCACACUUUGAGAUUGAAGCUUUAAUUUGAAUAAAGAUAUCUAAGCUCUACACAGGAAGAAAACUUACUACAGCUGAAUACAGCUAACUGCAUUAUUUACUUUUACAAAUUACGUAAGACAAUGUAUGUUUUGUACCAAUAUAUAAUGCAAUGUAUGCAAUGCAGUUAAGUUUGUGCAAGUUUGUUAUCUUUUUUUCAACAUUACCUGUUUAUAACUUAUUGAUAUUGAUUCCUUUGU